Manduca sexta (tobacco hornworm) is the source of this 865-nucleotide messenger RNA. RefSeq names its product DNA-directed RNA polymerases I, II, and III subunit RPABC2 (gene RpII18). Gene Ontology annotation, molecular function: DNA-directed RNA polymerase activity; DNA binding. Lineage: Eukaryota; Metazoa; Arthropoda; Insecta; Lepidoptera; Sphingidae. The record is from RefSeq and is a predicted model, not a curated record. Bases 175 to 573 code for a protein of 132 amino acids. Gene Ontology annotation, biological process: DNA-templated transcription. The transcript is spliced from 2 exons. Gene Ontology annotation, cellular component: RNA polymerase I complex; RNA polymerase III complex; RNA polymerase II, core complex.
UAUUUUCAAUUUUGUCCAUGUUAUAGGUACAUAACCAUAACGUUGUUGUUUCUCAUACACAGUAGAAUUUGUAUUCACUUUAUUGCGUUGAUUAUAGCUAGAUUAAAGCUACAAUAGCCCCAACUUAAAGUGAAAAAGGUGCUGGAAUAUUUGUAAUAGGCAAGUAAAGUUGUUAUGGCCGACGAAGAAUACGAAGCAGAAGACGCGGGAGGAGAUUAUGAUGAUAUUGUCGAGGAAGAUGAUAAUAUCGAAGAGACAGAAGAACAGGAAGAGGAUGGAUACAACGUACAGUGCUUGCAGCCAGGACAAGCUGGCGGGGGUGUAGAGAAAUCCAAGCGCAUCACCACCAAAUACAUGACUAAAUAUGAACGCGCGCGGGUUUUAGGUACCAGAGCCUUACAAAUUGCGAUGUGUGCACCAGUGAUGGUGGAACUGGAAGGAGAAACUGAUCCCCUCCAAAUCGCAAUGAAAGAAUUAAAACAUGGCAAGAUCCCUAUCAUCAUCAGAAGAUACCUUCCAGACCAUUCCUACGAAGACUGGAGCAUUGACGAACUCAUUAUCAUAGAUCAAUAAUUAUUUAGACAUAAUCUAACUAUAAGUUACAAUUAAGCUGUACAAAUUUUAUUGUCUAGUAUUUACAAUGACAAGGCUGAUUAAUCAAUCAUCAGAUAAAAGUUUUUCGCAGUAUAAAAUACAACAUAAUCUCAAAUUAUUUCAACUUUUCUAUCCAUUCAGAUUAUAGUAAUAAUGUGUAAUUUAUCUGAAGAUUGAAAAUCAAACCUUAAACAUAGAUCAGUGUGCCUCAUGUCCUACUGAAAUAUCUAUUUUUUUAAAUUGAUUAAAAUUUACAAUCCAUUUAUUUGAA